AUGGCACCUCCAAACGGAGCCGCCGCCGACCUCACACAACCCUUGGUCGACUCUCACCUCCACCCGGACCCGCUCCCUUCCCCCAAAUCUCCCCCGCCGCCGCCUGCAGAGCCGCCCCACUGCGGCAGCAACGAGCUCGAAAACGUCCUGUCCGAUUCCAACCUCCCCUUCGUCCGUCAAUUUUCGAUCUAUGGAUCCGAAUUCAGCCUGCGACAACAAUCCCUUAUUAAGGCCGGUCUCGGUCAGAGAUUGAGAGAGCUGCCAUGGAGAGAACCGAUCCUCUUCUAA
Messenger RNA from Linum trigynum, 288 nucleotides. The record is from the annotation of a GenBank genome assembly. NCBI's taxonomy places the organism in Eukaryota, Viridiplantae, Streptophyta, Magnoliopsida, Malpighiales, Linaceae.